AUGAAUUGCAAAUAUCAGUAGAAAGAAGGUUUGAGUGAGAUUUUAGCUGAGUUAAAAGAUAUUGAUGAAUCAAUCUUGAAAGUCAUAUUUAAAAUAUUCAAAAGAGAGAAAAUUCAAGAUUGUUUAGAAUUUCUUACAAUAACUGAAAAUUAAAGACGAAUCGAAUAAUAUUAUAUACAAGAGGAAAAUAUACCCCUUUUGGCUAAGGAAAAUAAAUUUAAAGAAAAGGGAAGUGUUUAGAAAAUUACUUAAACUAUGAAAAAAAUUAUCAAUCAUGAUUUUAAUAAGAAUAAUUAUUCAUAACAAAAGUACAGAACAAUUAGAUUAGAACUAAUUGAAAAAAUUUAAGAAGAUAAGAAGAUCUUUGAAUUUUUAUAAUUUCUAGUUCACAUUACAAGUUUAGAUAAUAGAUUUAUCUAAUGUGGUUCUAAUUCACUUAACUUGUUGAUUUAAAUGAAGGUUGAUCUGAGGGGAAAAGUUUUUGAAAAUAUCAAGAUUAAGGAUACAUCUUUAACUGGUGCUAACUUUGUAGGAUGCAAUUUGAGUGGAUCUCAAUUCGAAAAUGUCGAUAUUAGUGGAAUGAAUUUAAAUGGAGCGUAGUUAUUUAAUUGUAAAUGGAAUAGAAUAUAAAUACAUGAAUUAUAUAAACUAGAAGGUCACAUUAGUAAUGUUUAUUCAGUGUGCAUAUCCUCUGAUGGUACAACAUUAGCAUCGAGUAGUGCAGAUAAGUCUAUCCGUUUAUGGGAUAUUAAAACAGGAUAAUAAAAAGCCAAAUUAGAUGGUCAUAGCGAUAAUGUGCGAUCAGUAUGCGUCUCACUUGAUGGUAAUACAUUAGCAUCUUGCAGUUACGAUAAGACUAUUUGUUUAUGGAGUAUUUGGACAAGAAAAAUAAUAUUGAAAUUAUAAGGACAUAGUUAGUCAGUUAUUUCAGUAUGUUUCUCUCCUGAUGGUUCUACUUUAGCAUCUGGUAGUGGAGAUAAAUCUAUCUGCUUAUGGAAUACUAGGACAGGGCAAUAAAGAGCAAAAUUUAAAGGUCAUAAUGGUUCUGUAAAUUCAAUCUGCUUUUCAACUGACGGAACAACAUUAGCAUCUGGCAGUGAGGAUCAGACGAUCAGAUUAUGGGAUGUUUUUACAAAACAAUAAAAAACUAAAUUAAUAGGCCAUAAUGGUGGAGUAAAUGCAGUAUGCUUUUCACCUGAUGGUACAACAUUAGCAUCUGGUAGUUCAGAUAACUUUAUUUGUUUAUGGGAUGUUAGGACAACACUAUAGAAAGCUAAAUUAGAUGGUCAUAACGGUUGUGUAAAUUCAUUAUGUUUCUCAAAAGAUGGUACAACAUUAGCAUCUGGGAAUGCAAAUAACUCAAUUCAUUUAUGGGAUAAUAAGACAGGACAAUAAAAAGUCAAAUUAGGAGGUCAUAGUGAUAGUGUGUAUUCACAAGUGGUAGUGCAGAUAAGUCAAUCCAUUUAUGGGAUGUUAAGAUUUGUCAAUAAGAAGCUAAAUUAGAUUGCCAUACUGGUUAAGUAAAUUCAGUUUGCUUUUCACCUGAUGGCACUACAUUAGCAUCUGGCAGUGCGGAUAAAACUAUCUGUUUAUGGAAUAUUAAGACAGGGCAAUAAAAAGUGA
Molecule: messenger RNA, 1623 nt
Organism: Paramecium tetraurelia
Lineage: Eukaryota; Ciliophora; Oligohymenophorea; Peniculida; Parameciidae
Exons: 2
Molecular function (GO): protein binding
Source: RefSeq, a predicted model, not a curated record